This is a messenger RNA of Uranotaenia lowii, 843 nucleotides long. RefSeq lists its product as uncharacterized. The transcript has a single exon. The coding region runs from base 1 to 843 and encodes 280 amino acids. The record is from RefSeq and is a predicted model, not a curated record. Gene Ontology annotation, molecular function: nucleic acid binding. Gene Ontology annotation, biological process: DNA integration. Lineage: Eukaryota; Metazoa; Arthropoda; Insecta; Diptera; Culicidae.
AUGACGCGAGAUAUCCAGGAAAUGACGGACGCUUGUGGGGUCUGUCAGAAACAUCAGCGAAGCAAUGUCAAACAUACAGUGAUUUCCAAAGAGAUUCCAAGCCUACCAUUUGAGAGAGUUGCAACAGAUUUGUUUCACUUCAGAGGAAGGGAGUUCAUAUUGUUAGUUGAUAGCUACUCUAGCUACUUUGACUUCAAGGAGCUAGCGAAUACUUCAUCUCGUACCAUAAUCCAACAAUUGAAAGAGUGGUUCGCAGUACACGGCAUCCCUAGAGUAUUGGAAUCAGACAACGGUCCUCAGUAUUCGUCUCAAGAGUUCAAAGAGUUCUCGAAAGAAUGGUGUUUCGACCGCAGUACCUCCAGCCCAAACUUCCCGAGAGCCAAUGGACUAGCCGAGAGGUAUGUUCAAACAGCAAAAGCCAUACUCAAGAAAUGUGCAGAGGACAAAACCGAUUUGCAGCUCGCGCUGCUGCAUUCUAGAAACACGCCAAGGUCAGCCGAUUUACCAUCAUCUAGUGAAAGACUCAUGGGUCGCCUCCUACGUUCGAACUUGCCAUGUACCAAAAUGAGCUUGCAACCCAGACCGGUCAGCAGGGUGUCCACGGCUCUCAAUGAAGAGAGAGAGCACCAAAAGCAAUAUGCAGAUCGCGGAGCAGUGGAGUCCAAGCGAUACAACCAAGGAGACUCAAUCAUGCUUCAGAAUCACGAAACAAAGACAUGGACUCCCGCAACCAUUCUCAAGUGCACCGACGGGAGAAGAUCGUACGUGGUUACAGAUGGGGAAAGAGUACUGAGAAGAAAUUCACACCAUAUAACGAGAGGCCCGACACGCUUCCGGUUUUAA